Molecule: messenger RNA, 3216 nt
Organism: Fimicolochytrium jonesii
Lineage: Eukaryota; Fungi; Chytridiomycota; Chytridiomycetes; Spizellomycetales; Powellomycetaceae
Product: helicase C-terminal domain-containing protein
Exons: 25
Coding region: 152-3160 (1002 amino acids)
Biological process (GO): regulation of DNA-templated transcription; telomeric loop disassembly; regulation of double-strand break repair via homologous recombination
Cellular component (GO): nucleus
Molecular function (GO): hydrolase activity, acting on acid anhydrides, in phosphorus-containing anhydrides; DNA polymerase binding; DNA helicase activity
Source: RefSeq, a predicted model, not a curated record
CGCAAUCAGUUUGCAUUUGUCGGAGUACAGCUAUACGUAUACAUAUACACAGGAGCUUUACAGCAACGUCGAGAGCACUUCUGGUCUGAGUCAGUGGCGCCGGCUCAUGGAGGUUGUGUGGAUACGACGGGAAGGAUAGGUCGAAGCAGCCAUGCCCGAAUACAAUCUCAAAGGAGUUACGGUCCGCUUUCCGUACGCGGCCUAUGACUGCCAGCUGACUCUCAUGGCCAAGAUCAUCGAGUCGCUUCAGACAUCUGGGAAUGCGUUGAUACAGUCUCCCACGGGCACGGGCAAAACCAUGUGCUUACUGGCGUCGACGCUGGCGUGGCGAGAAGCGUUCAUGGCUAGUCGGCAGCUUGCGUCCGCACUUGAUGAUGGAGGGAAACCUACGAACGAUCCCUUUCGGGCCAACCUGCUAUCCCAGUUGAGCUCUGCUGUUUCCGGCAGCGAGAGAACAGAAAGAUAUGACGGCGAGCCGCCGAAGAUCUACUAUGUAUCACGGACACACAGUCAGCUGUCGCAAGCUGUUGCCGAGCUUCGGAAGUCGGAAUACAGGCCAAGGGUUUGCGUGCUGGGCAGCCGUGAGCAGAUGUGCAUACAUCCAGAAGUGAGCACCGUACCGAAUGUCGCGCGAAGCGCGAUAUGCAAGCAAAAAGUCCAGAAGAAAACGUGCGAAUAUCAUCUGAAUGUGGAGACCUCAAAGUUCCAGAGUGAACAUGAGAUCUUGGACAUAGAGGAGAUAGUACAGUUCGGACAGGAACACAGAGCUUGUCCAUACUUCCUCUCCCGGGCGAGCCAGUCACAAGCGGAUAUCAUUUUCUUACCCUACAACUAUCUGAUUGAUCAAACAUCGCGCAAAAGUCAAAACAUCGAUGUGAAGAACAGUAUCAUCAUCUUUGACGAAGGGCACAAUCUGGAAAGCAGUUGUGGAGAAGCGACAAGCUUUGAGCUUACGGAGGGUGACCUCGACGCUUGUAUCCUGGAAGGGCGCCACUGCAAGGACCUAGUGUCAUUGCCCGCCGUUGGAGCACGGGACGUUUCCGAAGAGGACUUUCAAAUCUUAGUGGAUAUCAUCGUGAAAUGUAAGGAGAGAAUAGCAAACCUACCAUUGACGAAAUCAAAUCAACUCGUCUUGCCUGGAGAAUACAUCUAUGAUCUCUUUGCAUCGAUGGAUGUGACCUUUGAGACUGUGGGAUCGGUCAUCAGAGUGAUCGAGGCAGCAGUGGCCCUGAUGGCACAAGAGACCAAACGACGGCAAAUGAAAACAUCGCUUAACCAGUUCGCCACCGCUUUGAAAGUAGUAUUCAGGGACGGCUACGGUUCGCGACAAGGAGAUUUGAAGGACAUUUGCCGCGAGUAUAAGGUCUUUGUCCAGGGUGAUACGUCGGCGGGCGAUGACGAUGGGUUUCAAGGCCGCGGUGCUGCUGGACGAAAGUUGAGCUUUUGGUGCUUCAGCAGCGGUGUUGCCAUGAAAGAUCUUGUGCAACGCGGAUGUCGGUCUAUCAUUCUCGCUUCCGGGACUUUGAGCCCUCUGGAGUCUUUUGCUUGCGAGAUGGGUAUACCUUUUCAAAGUCGGUUAGAGAAUCCACACGUUAUCGAGCCGGAUCAAGUUUUUGUUGGAAUUGUUCAAUGUGGACCUGCUGGUGUUCAACUCAGCUCAUCAUACGAGAACCGAAAGUCACCGGCGUACAUUACUGACCUUGGCAACGCCAUUGUGAACUUCGUACGGAUCGUUCCGGACGGUCUUUUAUGCUUUUUCCCGUCAUACACGGUACUCAAACUCUGUAUGGAAGCAUGGGAACGGCCCAAUCAAGGGGCAUCCGUGAGCAUCUUGGAUAGGAUACGAAAGUAUAAGCACACCGUGACUGAGCCAAAGGCGAAAGCAGAGUUCGGACAGACGCUGGAAGAGUUCUACAGGCACUUGAACGAUCCAGAUUUGUCUGGCGCGGUCUUUUUUGCCGUCUGUAGAGGGAAGGCUUCCGAAGGUCUGGAUUUCAGCGAUUCCAAAGGCAGAGCGGUCGUAGUGUGUGGGAUCCCUUUUCCAUCUCACAUGGACCCGAAAGUCAAACUGAAACGGCAGUAUCUGGACGAGCAACACGCAGACAAGAAAACCCCACAGAUCCAAACAUUGUCAGGCAGCGACUGGUACAAACAACAAGCUGCUCGCGCCGUAAAUCAAGCUCUAGGCAGAGUAAUCAGGCACAAGAAUGACUAUGGAGCAAUCUUACUAUGCGACUUCCGAUUUCGUCAAAACAUCAGUCAGCUUCCCGUGUGGGUCCGCCAACAUGUUCGCGUGCACAACAAUUUUGGAGAGGUUCAAGGACAGCUCGGUCGUUUCUUCCGGCACAUGGAUGAGAAGCAGGGGCAAACGAAAGUCAUUGCAAAGAAGUCGGCAGACGCCAAGGUGGCAGCUAGGGGGAAUGCUGCUGUGAUGGAACAUAAGGUCUUUCAAAGCAUCGUGCAGACGAAGACAGUGGUAAGCUUGGAACACUCACAGGUGGAAAUCAAAACGAAGCGGGCCCGAAGUGCAACAAAAGAAAGUAGCGAGAUGUGGCAGCAGUUGAAGGGUAUCAAUUCCCUAACGACGGUGGAGAGGAUGGGUGGAGAGUCCGCAUCCUCGUCUAAAACAACGAUGGAAAUCACGCGAACAACAGCGUACAAGUCGGUUCCAACAUCGCUCAUGAGAAGCAGCAGCACCGUCCUACGCAAACCCCUGCAUCCACAUCUCAGUGCGAAAGCUAGACAGGCAUCCGUGCAGGAAGUGCAGGAUGAUGAUGGUCUCAAGUCCGUGCCCGUGGACGCCCAGAGCGCGCGCAAACGGCCAUUGUCCGCAGACGAUGAAGGUCAACCAUUCCACAAUCAGGCGACAGACUCCAUAAGCAUUGAAAAUCAACAGCCAUCUUCAUCACGACGGAGCAACACGAAAGCUUACAUCCAGAAGGUUAAGGCUGCCUUAUCUGUGGCCCACUUUAGCGACUUCCAACAUGGCUUGAAGAGCUUCAAGAGUGGAGAUAUUGACAUUUCCAAGCUGGUGGACUCCUUACUCCUCUUGUUCAAAGGGGAUGAAGACCUGAUUUGGGGAUUGAGUGAUUUCAUUCCGAGAAAGCACCGCGGGCUUUUUGAGGAGCGCGUUAGAAGACAUCAGACGACAGAUAGUUGAACCGUCAGCGCUCCGGCUAUUCAAUUUUUGGAUAUUUUCAAAAUGUAUGUAUAUAC